Messenger RNA from Talaromyces rugulosus, 219 nucleotides. RefSeq lists its product as uncharacterized. The transcript has 2 exons. The record is from RefSeq and is a predicted model, not a curated record. Bases 1 to 219 code for a protein of 72 amino acids. NCBI's taxonomy places the organism in Eukaryota, Fungi, Ascomycota, Eurotiomycetes, Eurotiales, Trichocomaceae.
AUGAAUAUAUCCGCUACUGCCUGGGCGCCGACGCGCCGGCGUCGACACGGCAGACGCUGCAGGGGGCUGUGGAAACCAACAGCUUCUCGAUUUGACAUGACGUUUGCUUUGGGAGUGGCAAAGGCCACCGAGUCUGAAGACAUGGCGGCAUCGUUCAACCACACAUCUCAAGCAACGCCGGUCGAAAGCAGUGAAAUUUUCAAACAAAAGGACCAAUGA